Molecule: messenger RNA, 2649 nt
Organism: Clarias gariepinus (North African catfish)
Lineage: Eukaryota; Metazoa; Chordata; Actinopteri; Siluriformes; Clariidae
Gene: ticam1
Product: TIR domain containing adaptor molecule 1
Exons: 2
Coding region: 311-1822 (503 amino acids)
Biological process (GO): positive regulation of canonical NF-kappaB signal transduction; positive regulation of cytokine production involved in inflammatory response; TRIF-dependent toll-like receptor signaling pathway
Molecular function (GO): protein kinase binding
Source: RefSeq, a predicted model, not a curated record
GAGUACUAUUAAAAUCUUGUGGAAGCCAUUAAAUAUUACAAGUUCCGCUUAUGUAAAAUAGGGGGCCGUCGUGAAUUUGAUCUUUGACCCAGUGAUGUCACGAUAUUCCCAAACAAAUUCCUCUUCCUGUUGUUUUUUUUUUUUUACGGAAGUAACCAACAGCAAGCAGCGUUACUGACUUAGAGAGAUAUGGACAUUGAUGAAUCAGUGUUACCACCCUGCUGGAUCAGUACUCCUUUAGAGUCGCAGGAAUGAUGAUCUGUGCUGGGUGUGGUGGUUUUGCCAACAUUCAUACUGCACUAAGAAUACAAUGGCAGAAGAGACGGCACUGGUGGGUGAAAAGAAGCUGACAGAGCUCUGUGCGAAACCCAGCGCUUUGGUAAAUAUCCUUCCAGAAAGAUCGAUUGUAGGAUUAAGAGUCACUGAGAACACAGGUGCUGGAUGUCUAAUAAUGGGUUCCUCCUUACAGCCAAGCAGGGGAACCUCUGAGGUAUUAAACACUCAGAAAGAACCACCUAAACGAGGUGAUAGCUACCCAUCCUCUCUUCGCUCCACCUCCACUUCUUGCACAUCCUGCAGUUCCUACAGUCUAGAAAUCAGUUUAUCCACAACCAAUAACAGUGACAAAGCAUCUAGACCACUGCCCCUAAAGACACCGUCAGAGAGCAGAGAUGGUCAAAGCCAUGAGGCCAAGCACCCAAGUCCCAUGGUCUGUGAGAAAUCAGUUCCUUCAGUAACCAAGUCAUAUAGACCUUCAGAUCCCAAGCCACUUCAGGAAAAGGAGCAGCAAACAGAAAUAAAAGUCAGGCAGUGUCUAGAUAAGCAUGGCAGUUCUGAGAUUGUAACACCCAAGAGUCCAAGUAUAGAAUCCAGACCAGAGAAGACAUUUUUGUCCAGCUCUAGUGAUAAUGGCAAGGUAUCAGCUCAACCAAUGUCAACAAACCAGUCACCUAAAACAACUUGCACUCAGGACGUUGGAAAGCAUGACGGCAAUAGUACAGGAAUGAAGGCCAGCCAAGAGGAGGAGGGCAUGUUUUAUGCAUUUGUAAUCCUGCAUGCACAGGAGGACUCUGAUGAAGCUGUGAGACUCAAGUCCAGGUUGGAGUCGAUCUCCUCAACAAUUGGAGCAACUUUCUCUGAGGACUUUGCAGUGCCUGGUCAGUCCACCUUUAGGUGUGUGGAGGAUGCUAUUGAGAACUCAGCCUUUGUCAUGCUGCUACUCACAACAAACUUUAACACUCGACUAAAUGAGACAAGCGCAGAUUCUGCACUUAUGAACUCGAUUGAAAAGCCACACAAAUACAACACUGUUAUCCCUCUGCUGCCCCGGGCCAAUGGUUUGACUCGUAACCAAAUGCCUUUCAUUUUGAAAACUAAAAACCCACUAGAUGAAACGAGGGACAAAAACAUUUUUGAAAAAAUGGUUCAAAAGGUCUUGGACUCGAGAAACAUACAGAAACAGAAGUUAUCGUGGAGUAUGGAACAAUCGGUAAAGAAACAAAGAGAACGACAGCAGUGGCUUCAGGAGGAGAGACAGUAUUAUAGUGAUGUUAUUCGAGAGUCUACAAAGGUCCAGGAGUUAGAGAAGCAACUGCAUAUGCAACAGCAACGACUGCUUCCUCCUUUUUCUGGAAGACCACAAUCGUUAGGUCCCAUGCUUGCCCAAAAUCCAAGUCCAAUGCCUUCCUACAACAGUGGGAGUAUGUGGCAACAACCACCAUCCAACAUCCACAUCGAAAAUGCUAAAUACAUCAUGAUUGGGAAUAACUCUACCAUGACUGUGGGACAAGGUGUAGACUCAGGAGAAGAAGAUGACUUCUAAAAAAUGAAACACUCGAUACACCACAAAAAAAAAAUGCAAUUCACAUCACUAUAAAACUGAUUCUUUAGAUUAUCCAAUGAUUAACGUGACUUAAGAACCCAGGUUCAUUAUUUCUCAUAGGGUAUGAUCAGAUGGUAACUUUACUGUUGGCUUUUUCAGAAUACAUAUUAAAUCUGUCCUUUAAUGUCUGCCAAUUUUUUGAACGACAUAACAUUGCUGACUAAAGCUCAAUCUAACAACUAUUUGGUGGUUUGUUUUUUAAGAAGAACUAUAAACUGUUAUGCUAGCUGGGUUUUUGUCGUAUGACUUUUCCACAUCACCUUUUCUUUUAUUCUACUCAUGAGAAAAAAAUGUUAAUUGUUUAAAAAAGAACAACAGGGCUUGACCCUUCUGUUUUCUUUUGUAUUUUAUAUAUAAAAUAUAUUGUUAUUUUAAAAGAGGGUGUUUUUCUAAACCCAAAGUCAACGUGUAUCUACAAAUACAGUACAUAACAGAGACUUCUUGGGCUUGGUUUUGGAUGGCUUGGAGCAAGAGAUGAUCAAGAACAAAAAAUGAGAAAACAUCAGCAUAAUAUGCAGAUUAAAUCACAGAAGUGAAGUGACUUGUGGCAGAAGGUCGAGACUAUGAUGUUGAAAAUUGCUUAUAAGAUAUCAGUCACUUGAAUUAAAAAUGAGACCUGGUGCAUUUAUCCAUAUCAGUAAGUUAUUCUGUACAUUAUUUUGUUUUCUCAAUAGAACAUCUGAUUAUUUUACACUCUGUGGGUUAGUUGUGUAUUAUGGCAUGAUUGUGAUAUCCAGCAUAUUAAUAAAAUGCUUACUUAAAUUUGU